Paramacrobiotus metropolitanus is the source of this 1724-nucleotide messenger RNA. RefSeq lists its product as uncharacterized. Gene Ontology annotation, molecular function: flavin adenine dinucleotide binding; NADP binding; N,N-dimethylaniline monooxygenase activity. The coding region runs from base 163 to 1641 and encodes 492 amino acids. The record is from RefSeq and is a predicted model, not a curated record. The transcript is spliced from 6 exons. Lineage: Eukaryota; Metazoa; Tardigrada; Eutardigrada; Parachela; Macrobiotidae.
UAACUGAACAUAUGUACAAUAUAAACUGCCAUACUUGCAUUUAGAUUGUUUAAUAAAAAUUGUUAGAAUUAGAGAUGUUGAUUGAAUUGUUUAAGUAAUUUCCCAGAUCAAUCGCUUUCGCUGACAACUGAUCUGCUCGAGGUUUUUCUAUUUUCUGUAACUAUGCAUCCAGAAGGGACAGGUGUCACUAUUCCGGAAGGAGCCGAACCACCGGUUGUGCGGAAGAUAGCCGUGAUUGGAGCUGGAAUGGCUGGCAUGUGUGUUUUGAAACAUUUUUCGGUCGAUCCACAAUACGAAGUUGUGGCGUUUGAGCGGUCGAAUGUUAUCGGUGGAAUCUGGAAUUAUCCAGCGGAAUGCGAAACGAAGACCGAUUCGACGGGACUGGAACCACAUUAUUGCAGAAUGUAUCGCGAGGUGCGGCUUAACUCGCCCCGAUGUUUGACUGGAUAUCCUGACUUUCCAUUUCCCAAAGGCGGCGACACCUAUUGUCCAAGGGAAGUAGCUCUGCAGUAUUUCCAGAACUACGCCAGAACGUUUGAAUUGCAUAAAUUCAUUAAGUUUCGCCAUAAUGUUUUGAAUGUCACACCGGCAACUCGAAAUCCAGACGAGAGCGUGUCCAAGUGGUCUGUCCAAGUCGAAAAUCUGCAAACCGGAGAAACGACAGUUGAGGAAUUCCAUAAUGUUAUAAUUUGCAAUGGACAUUUCCAUAAGCCGUACAUACCUCCCAUUUCUGGAUUGCAAGAUUUCAAAGGCCCUAUUGUUCACAGCGGCGAAUAUCGCUCUGCUGAAGCGUUUCGCAAUAAAACCGUGCUGGUUAUUGGAGGAAGAUCUUCGGCGAACGACGUUACAUUUGAACUCAUUCCUUUUGCAAAGCGGGUUUUCAUAUGCCGGCGUAUCAAGUCAUCCGUUUUCAAAGGGAUUCCCAACAUUGAAGAAGUCACGGACAUUGGGAAGAUUGGCGCAAAUUACAUCACAUUCAGUGAAGGAUACACUCAUCCCAUUCAUGCCAUUAUACUCUGCACUGGAUUCCUAUUUGACUUCCCUUUUCUGUCGAAGGAGUGCGAGGUCACCGUUACUCGGGGCCGAGUAUUUCCCAUGUAUAAGCAUAUGAUGCACUGCUUCCACCCGUCGUUGGCUUUCAUGGGACUGGCUAACAGGAAUUUGCACUCGUUUGUGUGCAACUACCAAGUUCGUUAUUACAAAGCAUACCUGGAUGGAAAGUUUGAGCUUCCGCCCGCUAGUGAGCGUCUAGCGGAAAUCAACCAAGAGCAUCGGGAGCGCUUAGCGAAAGGUCUACCUGAGCAUUACGCGCAUGUUAUGACGGUGACCCAGUGGGAUUAUAUCGACCAGUUGUGCCGCACAGCCGGCAUGCAGUCGUAUGACCCAGUGGUUAAAAUGAUCUGCGAAAGCAGCAUCGAAGAAAUACGUAAAUCGCCGCACAACUUUCGCAACUUCCGACUGGAAAAACUAGAUUCAAAGAGCUUUUUGCAUAUACCAAAUACGUUUUUAACAGAGCGGCAGCGCAUGCAGUGCCUGAGUGAGGAAGAACUGCGCAGCCUUGCUAGAAGAUACCCACACUUUGUUGUACAUGCUUCGACCUAUCGGAACAAUUUUCGUCUUCCCGCUGAAUUGCGAGGAUAACAUUCGACUUCGAGCCUUAUGUUUUAUUUUUACUGGUUAUUGUGCUCAGGUCGCCAAAUUGGUAUAAAAUGUGCAAAGCCGAG